CGUCUGCUUCUCCAGCAGUCGACAUCGUACGAAUCGCUGUCAUAGUUUUGUCAUGCGGAAGAUACUGUGUUUACAUGGAUAUCGCCAAAGUGCACAAGUUUUCAAGGAUAAAACGGGCUCACUUCGAAAACUUUUGAAGAAACAUGCGGAGCUCGUGUACAUCAGUGCCCCCCACCUUAUUCCAGCAACCAGUUCACCAGCAAUUUCUAGUGAAACCCAAGAUAAUGAAAAUGUAGAAGUGAAACCCGACGAAAAAACGGAAGAGCAGAGAGGCUGGUAUUUCAGCACAGAGGCGUUGACAUUCAAUUCACAUGAUGUGACCGACUUCAGCUGGGGACUGCAAGAGUCGAUUGAUGUGAUCAGUAAAGCAUUUGAAGAGCUCGGACCAUUUGAUGGAAUUUUAGGAUUUUCUCAAGGAGCUGCUCUGGGCUCAAUUUUAUGCCAUCUUCUUGAAAAAGGAGAGUUACCUUUUUCAUUCAGGUUUGCCAUCCUUGUGUCUGGCUUCCGUUCAAGGCUAAGCCCUCAUGCACAUUUUUAUGAAACCAAGCAAAAUGUUGCCACAUUACAUAUAAUUGGAGAAACAGAUAGAAUUGUGGAAAAAGAAAUGAGUGAAGAAUUGACAACGUAUUUUGAAUCACCGCAAAUUAUGCACCAUGCAGGAGGUCACUAUGUACCAGCAACAUCAAAAGAAAAAGAAAGCUAUUUUACUUUUUUAGAAAAAUUCUAAUUUGAUGCUGUGCAUUAGGGAAAAUAAUCACUGCUCAUGAAAACCCUCUCA
Messenger RNA from Daphnia pulicaria, 778 nucleotides. RefSeq names its product esterase OVCA2-like. Gene Ontology annotation, biological process: response to retinoic acid. Gene Ontology annotation, cellular component: cytoplasm; nucleus. Bases 53 to 727 code for a protein of 224 amino acids. NCBI's taxonomy places the organism in Eukaryota, Metazoa, Arthropoda, Branchiopoda, Diplostraca, Daphniidae. The record is from RefSeq and is a predicted model, not a curated record. The transcript is spliced from 4 exons.